Messenger RNA from Paramecium sonneborni, 298 nucleotides. The record is from the annotation of a GenBank genome assembly. Lineage: Eukaryota; Ciliophora; Oligohymenophorea; Peniculida; Parameciidae.
AUGGAUGGCUUUGAGCUCAAAAUAAUGGAACCUAUCACACCUUUUAGAACUUAAGUACUUGGAAGUAAAUUUAUGUUUAGAUUUUAGAUAUGAUCAUUAUAAUAAGACAUUUCCUAAUUUUUUGGAUACAUUAUUGAAAGAUGGUGACUUCGAUAAAGAUGGUUAAAUUGGCUAUUUGGAAUUUGUUGAAAUAAUAGAUGGAAUAUAAUUGAAAAAAUAUUACAAAUGGAAAUCAAUUAUGAUGAUGAUGAAUAAUAAAAUACUUAAUAAAAUGAUUAAAGUAAAGGGAAUAAGUUGA